AUGUUAGAGGUAGUAUUGGUAGUAGCAGUAGCAGUAGUAGAAAUAGAAGAAGUUGCAACAGCAGAAGCUGAAGCAGUAGCAAUAGCAGUAGUAAGCAGUAGUAUUAGUAGGUGUCCAUUUCUAACCAGUACAGUUUUUGCUUGUCCUCUUUCUACCACUGCCACUGCUGCUUCUACUGGCGAUAUCGUUGAUGGUGUUGAUAUUGGUAUUGGUGGUGGCAGUGGUGGUCAUUGA
Messenger RNA from Thelazia callipaeda (thelaziosis nematode), 234 nucleotides. NCBI's taxonomy places the organism in Eukaryota, Metazoa, Nematoda, Chromadorea, Rhabditida, Thelaziidae. The record is from the annotation of a GenBank genome assembly.